UUUUUUUUUUUUUUUUGGGGAAAAACCCCAGGGAAAAGCCCUAGCUCCAUAGCUGCAACAUUUCUUCUCGAGCUUCCACUCCCUCUGUUCACGGCCCCGCUCGCCGGAAAACCGUUCUUUCAGAGCUUUUGACUUGCUGCCUUGAUUCAUCCUGCUGCUCUGAGGCUUUUCAAUUUUUCAAGGAGCAGAAUUUGAUCUCCUUGGUCUCAAUUGUUGUCGGGUUUCGCUUCUGUUGCCGCGGCAUUUCCGUUACUUCUGGGGGUGGAUCAGUAUGAAUUUGCAGCGGUUAGUUUCAAGAAGAACAGUGACCUGCUUGUCUAGGCUCAAUGGAAGAUUGCUAUCUCAAUGUUCCUAUUCUGAGAGGAAUUUCUCAUCACUUGCCCCGAUUGCACCACCGUCCCGUGCGUUGAAUGCUCCGUGUAAUUAUAUGGUACGAAAAUGGCGGUUCCAGAGAUCCGAUAUUGCGUUCAUUCGUUGCUUUCACUCGGCCCAGGAGGUUGGGGAAAGCGAGACGGAGGACGAUGAUGAGGACGGGACUAUGAACGAGUUUUUGUCCCGUUUCGUGUGGAUAAUGCGUGACAAGCUCAAACAAGCCUACCCUGAUAGCGACAAGUCGACCAUCGACGCGAUGCUCUUGGUCAUUGCGGAGAAGGUGGUCGAUGAGAUAAAGAAGGAUGGGAUCGACAAGAUGCUUCUGGGUGCUGCUCCUUCAGUUCCUUCGGCUGAUUUCAGUGAGGAUUUAUGGAGGAUGGUGUGGGAGGUGAGCAGUAAGGUAUUGGGGGAUAUGGAGAAAGAGAGAAAGAAGGAGAAACUGAAGAGGUUUCUGCAGGAGGAGGAAGUGAAGGAUAUGUGUAGAUUUGCUGGAGAGGUCGGGAUUCGUGGGGACAUGCUGAGGGAGCUUAGGUUUAAGUGGGCAAGUGAGAAGAUGGAAGAGAGCGACUUUUAUGAGAGGUUGGAGGUGAUGAGGGAAAAUGCAGAGGCAAGAGAAGAAGAAGAAGAAGAGGGAGGGGAAGAAGCAAAAGCAUAUGGGGCUCAAGAAGAGGCUGAAGGUGUUGAAGGUGGGCCAAUGGAGGAGAAACGUAAUGUUCUUUCUCUUCCGAAGAGACGAGGGAAGUUCAAGUACAAGAUUUACGGGCUUGAUCUCUCGGAUUCAAGGUGGGCUGAAUUGGCUGAUAAGAUCCAUGAGGCCAAUGAGAUAACUUGGCCUCAAGAACCUAAGCCGAUUACCGGUAAAUGUAAGCUAGCUACUGACAGGAUUUUGUCAAUGAAAGAGGAGGAUGACCCUUCGCCCUUGUUGGCCGAAUGGAAAGAGCUCCUGAAACCUAGCAGAGUUGAUUGGAUGAAUUUGCUCGAUAUUCUGAAAGAAAAAAGUAUUCGCUUGCACUACAAGGUUGCAGAAUUGCUGUUGAGUGAAGAGUCUUUCCAAACAGACAUCCGUGAUUACUCAAAGCUUAUUGAUGCCUAUGCCACAGAGAACUGUCUAGAAGACGCCGAGCGGCUGCUGAAGAAGAUGCAUGAGGACGGUGUCUCACCUGACAUCUUAAUUUCCACCAUUGUGGUCCACAUGUAUUGCAAGGUGGGCAAUCUUGACCGAGCCAAAGAGGCGUUUGACACCUUGCGAGCCCAGGGGUUCCGGCAUAAUAUAAAGGCCUACAACGCAAUGAUCAUGGCCUAUGUGAAGGCAGGCCAGUCCAAGUCGGCUGAGAUGCUGAUGAGGGAGAUGGAAGCAAGAGACCUCAAGCCCACUGAGGAGAUCUACAUGGCACUUCUUCAAUCUUUUGCUCAACAAGGUGAUGUUGGUGGGGCGGGAAGAAUUGCGACUACAAUGCAGUUUGCUGGGUUUCAACCAAGUUCCGAGUCAUGUACAUUGCUAGUGGAAGCUUAUGGGAAGGCUGGGGAUCCAGAUCAGGCCAGAAGCAACUUUGACUACAUGAUCAAAAUUGGGUACCAGCCUAAUGAUCGCAGCGUUGCCAGCAUGAUCGCAGCCUACCAGAAGAAGAAUCUCUUGGACAAGGCCCUGAAUCUCUUGCUCGUGCUUCAGAAGGAACACGGGUUCGAGCCUGGGGUGAGUACCUAUACUGUCCUGGUGGACUGGUUAGGUAAGCUUCAGCUGAUCGAUGAGGCAGAGCAAGCGUUGGGUAAGAUAGCUGAACUGGGCGAAGCUCCUCCUUCGAAGAUCCAUGUAAGUCUCUGCGACAUGUACUCGAGGGCCGGUCUGGAGAGGAAGGCUCUUCAGGCUCUGGGAGUUUUGGAGGCAAAGAAGGAGGAGCUGGGCCAUGAGGACUUUGAAAGAAUUAUAAACGGGCUUAUUAAGGGAGGAUUCUAUAAGGACGCUCAAAGGGUCAAUGGACUAAUGGCAGCUCAGGGCUUCACUCCGUCAGAGCCGCUUAAGGUCGCCUUGGAGGGGUCUCAGAGUGCGGCCUUUAAGGGGAAGAGGCCGUCACCAUCAGGAAGAUAGACUUUGAAUUUCACUUGACAGUUCAGCUUUGAGAGAUCCAGAGGGAAUGCCGAACAAAGAGGUUAGAUGCAUUUAUUCUACUUCUGAGCGUCGUUAUAUAUGGCAAGUUCUUGCAGAGAUUUAGUUGCUGUAUUUAUACCUUGUUCUUUGUUGAUCUGCCAUGAACUGGCGAAUAAGACAACAGAUAGGUAGUCAGCUGAGCUAAUAGGACAAUCUUGUUUAGCCGUUGAAAUCCUUUGCUUCUUUCUUCCUUUGCCUUUCUGAAAUGGCAUGUCAUGUGCGCUUUGGUAUCAGAGGUCGUUUUGUUUUACUAUCGUGUUCACACAAACCAGGGAGACAGUUUUUGCUGCAUAUGCGUUAUUUGCUCCAUCUGCUGUCA
Messenger RNA from Punica granatum (pomegranate), 2837 nucleotides. The record is from RefSeq and is a predicted model, not a curated record. Lineage: Eukaryota; Viridiplantae; Streptophyta; Magnoliopsida; Myrtales; Lythraceae.